Messenger RNA from Cyprinus carpio (common carp), 1138 nucleotides. RefSeq names its product serine/threonine/tyrosine interacting-like 1 (gene styxl1). Gene Ontology annotation, cellular component: mitochondrion. NCBI's taxonomy places the organism in Eukaryota, Metazoa, Chordata, Actinopteri, Cypriniformes, Cyprinidae. Gene Ontology annotation, biological process: protein dephosphorylation; negative regulation of cytoplasmic stress granule assembly; positive regulation of intrinsic apoptotic signaling pathway. Gene Ontology annotation, molecular function: protein phosphatase inhibitor activity; protein tyrosine/serine/threonine phosphatase activity; pseudophosphatase activity. The record is from RefSeq and is a predicted model, not a curated record. The coding region runs from base 229 to 1116 and encodes 295 amino acids. The transcript has 8 exons.
GAGCAUAAACAAUCAUCAGCGAGCCGUAGAGUGUGUUAUUUGAGCGUAAGCAAUAACAAUAAAUCAGUCUAGUUUGGUUUAAGAAACUUUUCGGAGCAGUAAUAUUUCAAAACGCCAAGUAAAAUAAGUAUCAAGUCAAGACGCGCCAACUUGUAAUUUUUAGUCAAACUCAUUUUUUCUUAAGGAACAUUACAGACAGCCAGAUUUUCUGUGCUCAAGCAGUAACUAAUGGCUGGAAAGGUUCUCUGUGAGGCAUCAAAACUGUACAACAUCCUAAAUCAAUACACUCAUCUACCAAGGCUUGCAGAGAGCAACUAUCUUUGUCUGAUUGAUGCCCGUGCAGCAGAAUCAUAUAACUUCAGUCACAUCAUUACUGCCAGAAAUGCAAAAUGGGAUUCUGAUGGGAAGUUUAUUAUGCCCUUGGAUGUUGAUGUUGAAAGUAUGAGGUAUAUCAUUGUUUAUGACAGUAGCACACAUUCUCUGUCAGAUUCAGGUCCAGCUAUAGAUUGUGCAGACAGCAUAGAAAAAGCAAGCCAAUUUCCAGUUCAGAUUCUUAGUGGAGGCUAUGAGAAGUUUUCUGCACUCUACCCUUUCCUAAGAACGCAAAAGAUUCUUUACAGUAUUAGGGAAUUGGAGAGCUUGAAUCCCUAUCCUGUGGAAAUCUUGCCAGGCAAACUUUACAUGGGUGAUUACAGGCAGGCCACAAACCUUCAAAUCCUUAAAGAUCUGAAGAUGAAUGCACUUGUCAAUGUCUCUGAUGAAUGCAGUCUAGUGUUUAAAAAGGCAAACUGCACUGUCUUGCACAUCCGAAUUGCAGAUUCUUCAGAGGCAGAUUUGAUCGCUUCAUUUGAGAGAAUGUGUGUUUUUAUUAGUAAGUGUAUUGGGUUAUUUUUUUGUGUUUUGUUAUUCUCUGCUCUUGGAGUAAGCCGAUGCAGUGCUGUAACAAUGGCAUAUCUUAUGCACCACCUCAAAUACACACUAAAGGAGGCAUGGAAUCAUAUUCAGAAAUGCAAAGCCAACAUGAGGCCAAAUCGAGGAUUUGUACAGCAACUUUCUGACUGGGAACUUCAGACUCUUGGGAAGAGAGUGACAGAUAUAUCUGAACCCAACUACUGACAAUAACAAAAUUUAACAGAAA